Messenger RNA from Rotaria sordida, 1350 nucleotides. NCBI's taxonomy places the organism in Eukaryota, Metazoa, Rotifera, Eurotatoria, Philodinida, Philodinidae. The record is from the annotation of a GenBank genome assembly.
AUGAAUUAUGCCGCUCGUCAUAGUCACCCCAAGUAUAGUACAUCAACGAUUGUACCUUUUAAAAUUAUCUCAAGUGAAGUAUCUCAGCUACCAACAUUAUCAACUAAAUUGAAUCUUGCACCAUUAGUAUCUUUUGAUGAACAUGGUGACAUUCCAAUUCCUAUUAAAAAUCAAUCAACCUCUCCAAUGCUUAUUAGUACAUCUAAACAAAAUACUACUAGUCAUUAUUGUUGUGAUUUAUGCAUAUGGAAAUGGUUUCGAAAAACAUUUUGUCAAGUUAUUAUGCAAUGUUUAUGUUCACAAUUAGGUUUAUUCGUUCUAGUAUUUAUUUAUAUUGUUUUUGGUGGUUUAAUUUUUUAUGGUAUUGAAUCAAAAUAUGAAUCACAUAAAAAUGAACAAAUUAAAAUAAAACAUUUACAUGGUAUUCAUAAUAUUCGUCGUAUAGCUACUGAUGAAUUUAAUUGGAUGUUAAAUGCAUCAUUUGAAUUACGUUAUGCAUUAUGGCGUGGUAUGUUAUCACGUCUCGAUGGUUAUGAUGAUACAGGUUGGCGUGUACAAGUUCAUAGUGAAAGAUUUGAUCGAUUAAUUGAUGAUGAACUUGCACGAAUGCAAGCUGAACAAGAAAAAUUAUCAGAUAAACAUGAUACAAGAGCAGAUGCAGCUUAUAAUCAAAAAUGGACAUUUUCUACAGCUAUGCUUUAUUCAGCUACAGUGAUUACUACAGUUGGAUAUGGAAAUAUUACACCGAAAUCAAUAUUAGGCAAAUUAACAACAUGUCUCUAUGCCGUUAUUGGAAUCCCUAUUAUGAUUAUGUAUUUAACAAAUACAGGUGAUUUACUUGCUUUUUUCUUUAUCAAGUAUUAUUCUACGACAAUUAAUUUGGUUCAUCGUAUAAUCAGGCGACAAAAAAAACAACGACAACAGCAAGAAUCAAAAAUAUCAUUUGAAAUAGAAAAUAGAACCAUACAACAUCAUGUACCAAUUACAGCUACAAUUGGUGUACUUACAUUAUAUAUUGUAGCUGGUGCUAUUUUAUUUUCUCAUUGGGAAGGAUGGUCCUAUAUUGAUGCUGCUUAUUUUUCAUUUAUUACAUUUACUACAAUAGGUCUUGGUGAUUUCGUACCUGGUAAAGGAACAUUAACAGAUAAUAAAAAUGGUAAAUCAAUAUUAUGUGCACUCUAUCUUCUAUAUGGUCUUGUUUUAACAACUAUGUGUUUUAAAUUAGUACAAGAUGACUUAUUUGCUAUGAAACGACGAAUUUUUACUCGUCUUGGCUUUGAUAUUUAUCAUCAUCAUCAUUUUCAUAAAACUCGUCGAUAUGGAGUACAUUCGCGUGGCAAUAGCACUUGA